UAGUCACCUUUAAACGUUAAAAGCACAAUGAAAGGUGAAAGUCUUUGGGGAACGGCCCUGAUGUCGUGAUGUGGCGCGGCCGGUUAACGGCUGUUAGCAUCGUUCAUUCCGCGGGAAGCUAACCUAGCUGAGGUUACUGCUCGUUAGCUGAAUGAACAACAACGUGAACUUUGUUCAGUUCAGACGGAGCUCACGUUAGCGGAGCUUAACUUCUCUGCUGGUGUUUAAGUAGAAGCACUUCGCCUUUAGCUCUCUCUGAAAGUUUUGAUUAGUAGUUAGCUUCCCCCUCUUUGUUGUUAGCCAGCCGAGCUAGCUUAGCUGGGUGCUAGCAGGCUAACGCUAACUGGAGAUGGAAGAGGAUCCUUUAGAUCCGCAAGAAGUCGAGCGGGCCAAAACCUUCUGGGCCGGGGAAGACGUGGAUCAGGUUUUUAAUGGAGUAUACGCAUAUCUGGAUUACCUGAAGAGAGUCCUGAAGAAGAACACAGCGACCGAUAAAGAAUAUGUUCAGGCCUUCAAGCUGCUGGAGUCUCUGGACUGCUGUCCUCCGGCCUCCACGCCGGACUCGUCUGUGGUCCAGGUGGUCAUCGGCUCAGUGUCUUCCUGUCCAGUGGAGCUGCUGCUGCCGUCCGAGUUCUCCCACCACAGCCCCUCUUCCUCCCCCUCUUCCUCCCCCCUGCUGCCCUUCAACGGGCUGUCCAGCUCUGCAGCGCCCCCCGCUGGCAGAGAGGAGCUGCUGCCUCCUCUGACCCCCGUCCAGCUGCAGUACCAGCCCCACCUCUGCUGCAAGGCCUGUCUGUCCAGUUUACCCAGCAUGCCUCACUCCACGCCUCUCUUCUGGGGUGAGAACCCCCUGAAGGUCCCGCUGCUCUGCGGCUUUAAGAGGCUGACCGCCGUGCCGCUGAUGUCAUCGAGGGGGGUCGGGACCAGUGACGCCGAGGGGGCGGAGUUUGCGGUCUCCGAGGACGUGGAGGACUGGGACGUCGUCUACAAGGCGCCGUGUGGACUGAGCCUCCGUAACCACGACGACGUGAUGCGUUUCCUGUUGGCCACAGAGAGCUUCGACGUCCUGCAGGUCGACUUCUUCACCUUUAACCCCGCCGUUGAGUUGGACCCACCCCUGGCGACGGGCCCCCGGCGGCCGGAGCUGGACCUGAGUCGGGGCGUGGAGCCCACACCGGUGGAGCUGUGCGCCGGGGAGGGCGGCGCCCGGCCCGCCGACUUCCGCUACAGGAAGGAGCGCUGGCCACACGGCUGCUUCCUGAGCCGCGGCCCGACGCUGUUCGACGCCUGCUGCGACUGCACCGACGGCUGCACCGACGCACAAAGCUGCGCCUGUAUCGCCAUGACCACAGGGGGGCGCCCUUACACCCAUCACAGGCUGAAUGAGCCCGUACCGUCAGGACUCUACGAGUGUGGUCCGUGGUGUGGUUGUGAUCGGGCUCGCUGCCAGAACCGGCUGGUCCAGAGAGGGAUCAGAGUCCGCCUCCAGGUCUUUCAGACCGAGGGCCGCGGCUGGGGCGUCCGGUGCCGCGACGACCUGGACCGCGGCACGUUCGUGUGCAUCUACGCAGGUGUGAUCCUGCGGAGGGUUCAGAGUCACGCCGAGCCUCCGCCACCGAAGCUGACGAGGGCGGACAUCCCCUCAGACGACGAGGUGGAGGUCGUCACUGAGUGGCUGGCCCCGCCGGUGCUGGAGGGGCGGAGCACCCUGCUGGAACUGCCCACCUCGCACGUCACGGUUAUCCAGAGAUCCGCCGACACCAACGCCACCGCACCACAGGAAAAGACAAGGUCAGAGUCUGGUUCAGUUACAGGUAGCAUUAGCAUCCUUCUCCGCCUGGCGGCGGCGGUCCAAAGCGUGAACGGUACCGAGACGGAGGCGAACAGCUUCAACAGUUUAAAGAGAACGAUGAAGGUGGAGGACAUCACCUUCCUGGACGCCAGCAAGGAGGGAAACGUGAGCCGCUUCAUUAACCACAGCUGCCAGCCAAACCUGUUCAUCCAGAACGUCUUCACCGACUCCCACGACCCCGGCUUCCCCGUCGUCGCCUUCUUCACCAGCAGGGCUGUGAAGGCCGGCACCGAGCUCACCUGGAAUUACUCCGCCGACACCCAGAGGAAACAGGAAGUGCCCUGUCUGUGCGGCAGCAGUGGUUGCCAAGGACAUUUUAGCCUCGAGGAGACGCUGUGUGACAUGUGUGAGGUCGAAGGUGAAACACAGUAAUCCCUCCACUGGGCCCAGACACUAUUAAAAAAAGUUGCUGUAAUAAAACUGUUUCUGUAGACUUGUUUACUUUUCUAAAUAAAUGGACUCACUUUGGAAAA
Micropterus salmoides (largemouth bass) is the source of this 2325-nucleotide messenger RNA. RefSeq names its product histone-lysine N-methyltransferase SETDB2-like. Gene Ontology annotation, molecular function: protein binding; histone H3K9 methyltransferase activity; DNA binding. NCBI's taxonomy places the organism in Eukaryota, Metazoa, Chordata, Actinopteri, Centrarchiformes, Centrarchidae. The record is from RefSeq and is a predicted model, not a curated record. The transcript has 11 exons. Gene Ontology annotation, cellular component: nucleus. Gene Ontology annotation, biological process: heterochromatin organization; negative regulation of gene expression. Bases 350 to 2224 code for a protein of 624 amino acids.